Linum tenue is the source of this 3090-nucleotide messenger RNA. Lineage: Eukaryota; Viridiplantae; Streptophyta; Magnoliopsida; Malpighiales; Linaceae. The record is from the annotation of a GenBank genome assembly.
AUGACAAGACUACCCUUUCUUCUCCUCCUCCUCCUCUUCCUCGCCGCCGUACCCUUCCACGUAAUUUCUCAGGACGAACGGACCAUCCUCCUCAACCUCAAGCGCCAGCUCGGCGACCCACCUUCCCUCCAAUCCUGGACAGCCACCACCGCCGCCUGCUCCUGGCCGGGAAUCACCUGCACCGACGACGGCGGCGGCGUCACCGAGCUCCUCCUCUCCAACCAAAACAUCACGGUUCCGAUCCCCUCAACGGUCUGCGACCUCAGAAACCUCACCCGCCUGAUCUUGUCAUGGAACUACAUCCCCGGCGGCUUCCCAACCAUUCUCUACAACUGCUCCAAGCUUCAGUACCUCGACCUCUCCCAGAACUACUUCGUGGGACCACUCCCCGGCGACAUCCACCGCCUCUCCACCUCCCUCGCCUUCAUCGACAUCGGCGGGAACAACUUCACCGGCGACAUCCCUUCCUCCAUCGGCAACCUGACCAGCCUCCGCUCUCUGUAUCUCUACCAGAACCAAUUCAAUGGGACUUUCCCUAAGGAGAUCGGGAACCUCGAAAAUCUCGAGGAAUUGGGGAUGGCGUAUAAUGGGUUUGUUCCUUCUCCGAUUCCCCCCGAGUUCGGCCGGCUGAAGAAGUUAACCUACGUCUGGAUUCGAAACGCUAAUCUGAUUGGGGAAGUGCCGGAGUGGUUGGCCGGUAAUUUGAAUCUUGAGCACAUCGAUUUGGCAGGGAACAACUUGGAAGGCGGGAUUCCAAGCGGGAUUUUCACGCUCCCAGAUCUGAAGUUUCUCUACCUCUUCCACAAUGAACUGUCCGGCGAGAUCCCGACGAAGGUGGAGGCGUUGAAUUUGGCGGAAAUUGAUAUUUCAAUGAACAAUCUCACGGGCUCUGUUCCCGGGGAGUUUGGGAAGCUGCAGAAGCUGGAGAUUCUGAAUCUAUUCAACAACAAAUUACACGGGGAGCUUCCCAGCAGCAUCGGCCUGCUUCCAUCGCUGAAAGAGAUCAAGAUAUUCACCAACAACUUCACCGGGGAACUGCCGCCGGAGAUGGGUUUACAUUCACGGCUCGAGAUUUUCGAUAUCGCGACGAACGGAUUCUCCGGCAAGCUCCCGACGAAUCUCUGCGCUGGAGGGGUGCUUGCUGGGCUGGUUGCGCAAUCGAACCAUUUAAGCGGAGAGGUUCCUAGUUCGAUCGGGGAUUGUGGGACUCUGAGAACGGUUCAGCUCUACGGCAACAAUUUUUCAGGGGAGGUUCCGUCGGGGAUAUGGACAGCGGUCAACAUGACGUACUUGAUGCUGAGCGACAAUUCAUUCUCCGGCGCACUCCCGGCCUCCAUAGCCUGGAAUCUGUCGAGAUUGGAGCUUAACAACAACAGGUUUACAGGGCCGUUACCCAAAGGAGUCGCGAAUUGGAAAGGCCUGGUUGUUUUCGAAGCCAGCAACAAUCAGAUCUCCGGCGAGAUCCCGGUGGAAUUAACCAGCCUUUCAAGUCUAACCACACUCCUACUAGAUGGGAAUCAGCUGUCCGGCCAAAUUCCAUCCACGAUUCUGUCUUGGAGAUCGCUCUCCUCUCUGGAUCUCUCGAGAAACAAGCUCACCGGCUCAAUUCCGCCGGCGGUCGGGGACCUACCCGACCUCCUCGAUCUGGACCUUUCCGAAAAUCAACUCUCCGGCGAUAUCCCCAAGGAGUUCAGCAAUCUCCGGCUAACCGCCCUCAAUUUGGCGUCAAAUCAACUCUCCGGGAAAAUUCCAGACGAUUACAACAAUCUCGCUUACGAGAACAGCUUCGCAAACAACUCGAAUCUCUGCGCCGUGAACCCAGUUCUAAACCUUCCCAACUGCAGAAACCGAGGCGGCGGAAUCAACGGCGGCAGCUCGAGCAACAGACUUUCCCCAAAGUAUCUAGCCAUGAUCCUCGCGCUGGCGGUGAUCGUAUUCCUGUUCGCCUCUCUGGUCACAUUCUCGGCCAUUAGGGAUCUGAGAAGGAAGAAGCACAGACGAGAUCUCGCGGCAUGGAAGCUGACGUCGUUCCAGAGGGUGGAUUUCACGGCGGCGAACGUUUUGGCGAGCCUGACGGAGAGAAACGUAGUGGGAAGCGGCGGGUCGGGUAAAGUUUACCGGAUUCCUUCCAACAGGGAAGGGCAGUUCUUGGCCGUGAAGCGGAUUUGGAGCAAUAACUUGGAGCUUGACGAGAAGCUGGAGAAGGAAUUUGCUGCGGAGAUUCAAAUCCUGGGCACGAUCAGGCACGCCAACAUAGUCAAGCUGUUGUGCUGCAUUUCGAGCCCCGAUUCGAAGCUGUUGGUGUACGAGUACAUGGAGAAUCGGAGCCUCGACAGGUGGCUCCACCGCGGCGAAUUGGCGUCGGAGACGAAUGCUGCUGAUGUGCUGGAUUGGCCGACCAGGCUGCAGAUCGCGUCUGGAGCUGCACAGGGUCUCUGCUACAUGCACCACGAGUGUUCUCAACCGAUCCUUCAUAGAGACGUGAAAUCCAGCAACAUCCUUCUGGAUUCUCAGUUCAAACCUCGAAUCGCAGAUUUCGGGCUGGCGAAGAUAUUGUCCAAGUCUGGAGACCCUGAGACUGUGUCUGCGGUAGCAGGCUCGUUCGGAUACUUCGCUCCAGAGUAUGCUUACACGACGAGAGUGAAUGAGAAGAUCGACGUGUACAGUUUUGGAGUGGUGCUACUAGAGCUGGUGACUGGAAGGCAGGCAAACUGCGGAGGAGAGAACACUAGCCUGGCAGAAUGGGCAUGGCGGCAAAUUGGAGAGGGCAAACCAGUAGAAGAUUGUCUUGAUCAGGAGAUCAAGGAAGAGAGCAAUGUAGAGGAAAUGAUGACAGUGUUCAAGUUAGGGUUGAUAUGCACGAGCACAAUGCCAUCGACGAGACCCUCGAUGAAGGAGGUCGUGCAAGUUCUGAGGAGACUGUGUCCGAUAGAGUACGAGAAGAACGGGGAGAAGAGGAACUACGACAGCAAGGGUGGUCGCGAGUUCGACGUGGCCCCUCUGCUUGGCAAUGGGGUUGCCUAUCUAGCUAGUUACAGGCGGAGCAAGAAGGUGACAGACGUUGAUAUUGAUGACACCUACAGCGUCUGA